CUUUGAGUUGAUGUAAGCGACACAACAUGGCGGAAUCCGGAGAUAAAAGUCAAGAGAAGUCGAAAUCUCAGGUUGAGACUGAAAUCGAUGAAGAACUGAAUGAAUUAUUAGACAGUGCAUUGGAGGAUUUUGAUGCAAAUGCAAAGCCUGGGCAAAAAAAGGACCAGAAAACUGCAACACCAAAAACAGAUGGAGCAAAGGGAGCAGCUGCAGGCGGAGGUGAUGAUCCCAUCUCGGACAUGUUUGCAGAACAGUUUUCUGAUGAAAUGGCGCGAGAGUUUGAAGAUGCAAUGAAGGGUCUACUCUCAGAUGACCCAAACAUGAUGCAGCAGAUAGAGAAACUGGCUGAGGCUGCAGGCAACACAGAUGAUAACCCUGAAGGCCAGAAAGAGUUUGGAGAAACAUUAAAACAGACUCUAGCAAGCUUAGCUCAAAAUACAGAAGGAUUACAGGAUGCUGCCUCAGGCACAGGAGUGGAGGAUGAUAUGAUGAAGAUGUUUUCUGGUCUGGGCCUCGACCCAAAUGCCCAGGAGGACAACUUUAUGCCAAUGAUGCAAAACAUGAUGAAAACAUUGCUUUCAAAAGACGUGCUAUACCCAUCAUUAAAAGAAAUUUCAGAAAAGUAUCCCCCAUGGCUGGAGAAAAAUAAAUCCAAAAUUACAGAAGCAGAGUUCAGCAACUACUCUAAACAAAAUGUCAUGAUAUCACAGAUUUUAGUAGAAUUCGAUAAAGAAAAGUCUACUGACACAGAUGAUAUGAAGAAACAGAGAUUCGAACAGAUAAUGGAAAUGAUGCAAAAGAUGCAGGAUCUGGGUCAACCACCGAAGGAAAUAGUUGGUGACAUGGCUCCAGGACUUGAUUUUGAUGCCAAUGGUGUUCCAAAGUUUCCCGGGACUUCAGAUGCCUGCUCAAUCAUGUGAUAAUUUGUAGACAUUUGAUUAGUUCUUACCUGUAUCAUGUGACACUCAAUCAGCAUUUUCAUUGGUUGUUUCUAAAAUCAUGUGACAGCAGUCAGCCUUUUCAUUGGUUGAUUGUUAAAGUCAUGUGAUUCUCAACUAGCUUUUGAUUGGGUUGCAUACAUGUACAACUAUUAUGUGAUAUACACAGCUGAUUUUCUUCGCUGUUAUUGUUUAAAUAUGCCUUUAGAUAUUCUAUGUUGUUUUUUUGAUCAAGCUUGAAGUUUAAAAAAUUGUUCCAACGUAGAAAAGAAUGAAUUAUUUGAUAAUAUAUUAAUAAUAAUAAUGACUUAAAAACUGACUGUAAUAAAUUAGUUUUAUUGUAGAUAUUUUUGCAUAUUUGUUGCUGGUGAAAUGAUUGUUGUAAUUAUAUUGUUUCAGAUUUUUAUAUUUUUUUGUAGUACAUGUAAACGUCAAUAUUUGUAUUACUCGUACAUCCCUUGUUUUGAAGAGAUGCUCUUUAUGAUUAUAUAAAUGAAUAAUAUUAAGAAUUGACAUUAUAGAAGUGGAUGUCUAGUGUUUUCAUUGAAAUUAUUCAUCUGAAGGUACAUAUUUGUUUAAUUUUCACUAGUCUCAAGAUUCCAUCCUGGGCUUUUUUACUGUAUGAUGACUACCAGGGCCGCAACCCAUAUAUACUAAUACUCUUGGUGAAGAUAUGAAACGGCAGUCUGAUUUUAUCUUCAUGGUAUAUCGUAAUAAUGCUUUUUAAACAGACUUUUUCCUGCGCAAAAGGAUUUUUUAAAAGUCAUCAAAAGCUGAUAGAUUUUUCCUUAUUCUAUUUGAAUUGCGGCUAUAGAGUCUUUUGGCGAUUUUUUGUUUGGGCGACUCUACACUUCCAUAGUACACUGUAUCAUUCGUAUGCCAAAUGCAAGCGCUAAGAAUAUCUUGCGGAAAACACACCUGCUAAUAAUCAUUAAGAAAAAGUCACUAUUGGUAAACCAAGAUGACGAUGAAAAGUUGACACUAACAAGUCAUUAGUAAAUGGUAUUGGCUACUAAAUCUACGAUUCAGUGUUAUAGUGGAGUUAUAGUGGUAGAGUAUAUUUUACUUUGGUAUGAAUCGGUUGACUUUUGUUGUUAAGUAGAACAUAAUGAAUUUACAAAUGUUUAAAAAGUAGCCCUUACACACAUUAUUGUAACUAGACGAACCUUGCGACUUACCAAAAUUUAAUUAAAUGUUAUAAUAAAUUGUCCUAGUCCAACAGCUCAAUAUUUGUUGAUUUUAUGGAUCUUUUUUCUUUUAAAUUUCCAUUAUGUGAUGAUAAGGCUUGAAAGAUUUGUCUUUAGUUUUACAAUUUUAACGAUAUUGCGAUAUAUUGCAAGAAGGGCGCUGUAUAUUUCCAAAUAAUUAUUAAUAUUGAAAAAAAAGUGUUUGGUUUAUUGUUACAAUGCUAACGUAUACAAACCAAAUUGGAAACUUAAAAUUCAAAGAUUUCGACAUCAUGAAUCCGUGUCACAAGAUAUAAACAUUAAAUUUUUCUAUGAGUGUCUUGUACUUUGAAUGGUGUUUGCCAUUGUUCAGUGGACUGUCCUCGUUGCUUUAGAAUGCAAAUCUGGAUGCAUUAGCAGUGUAAUCGGGGAAAAAAAUAAUGGCGGGUGGGGUAAAUGGGGUAAAUUGGAAUUUUAUGGUUAAAGACACACUUUUAAUGAUAAUACAUAAUGAAAUCUAAAACUUAAUGUCACACGUUUUUUAUUCAAUUUGGUGACUUUUUGUUUUUUUUAUAUGUAUUUAUAUAACAUUCCUGAUAGAUUUUACCCUUUGAAUGUAUGUGAAAGUAAGCAUAAUUCUUAUUACGUUAUGUUAUUAUUUUGCCUAUUAUUGUUUGAAUGUAGCCACCGUUUUUGUAUAAAUAUUGUACUUUGCAGACUGUAUUUGAUAUUAAUACAUCAAUUGUUAAAAAUCAAAAAUGGAAAAAAUAUAUGUUUUAAGAAAAUUUCAUUACAAAUGCUUACCAGGUAAUGUCUUCCUAUCUGUUCUUCAAAAUAUAUAUUCUGAUAAUGUUCAUAGUAUAGUUUGAGUUGGGAAACUACAAAUUAAUUGCUAGAAUUUCAUCCCCGCAAGCCCCUUAAAGUUUAUUGACCGAAUAAAAAUGUUGAAUUAGGGUCUGUAUUUGUGUAUCGCUCCGGUACUGUCCGGGAACGCAACGGUAUUUGUGGUUUAUCUAGAAACACAUGUUUAUGGUCCCUUAUCAGCAUGAACACAUAUUCAACCAUGAAACAGUGAUCGAAGAAAAAAGAAAUAUGAAAUGUCACCCAACGCUUCCAUUUAAAAAAAAAUUGGUUGAAAAUCUAGCAAUUAUUUUAUAUUCACCUUAAAUGGGAAAUUAAAAAAAAAUCACCAAACAUAAACUAAAUACAUUCUAUAGAUACUAUACUAUAGAUACUCUGCUUUUAAAAAUACUCUGAACGGUGGUUUUUCGAUCUCCCUCGAUACAUAAUACAUCAUAUUAAUUUUGCAUUUUUUUUUUAAAUAUGUCUUCAGAUCAUUUAUCUUCCUAGAUAUUAUACAAUGUAUGUCAAAGAACAUGAAAAGGAUCAUAAGAGCUUAUUAAUUUUGUAACAGAGAAUAUUUCGAUUUGUUUUGUAAUGAAAACUGCAUUGUAACAAUUGCAUUGUAACAUUUAUGCAUUAUAUUUUAUAAAUGUAGUUAUUAUCAAAGAAGAUGAUAAUGUCCGUGUAAAAAAAAUCACCGAGAUUUUACUACAUGUUUUUGUUUAAAAUUGUCAAACUGAAAGUGAUUCCUUUUCAGUACUGUUUCAACUUUUACUGAUGGGCGUUCAAGCAAUAAAAAGAUUAAUCAUGUUUCUAUCUA
Molecule: messenger RNA, 3767 nt
Organism: Mya arenaria
Lineage: Eukaryota; Metazoa; Mollusca; Bivalvia; Myida; Myidae
Product: peroxisomal biogenesis factor 19-like
Exons: 7
Coding region: 27-920 (297 amino acids)
Biological process (GO): protein import into peroxisome membrane
Cellular component (GO): peroxisome; peroxisomal membrane
Source: RefSeq, a predicted model, not a curated record